This is a messenger RNA of Scutellospora calospora, 300 nucleotides long. The record is from the annotation of a GenBank genome assembly. Lineage: Eukaryota; Fungi; Glomeromycota; Glomeromycetes; Diversisporales; Gigasporaceae.
CCAGAACCUAGUUCAGAUAAUCCCUAUGUCCAAGCUCAGACUGAACAGGAAUUGCAACCCUCAGCAACUAAGGAGAAAAUCUCUAUUCCACCAACAAAGAUGGCUAACGAAAAAAGAAAUUCUCCAAACCAAGAUUAUACCACAGAGAAAAUAGAGGACAACAACUCAAAUCUAGUACAAAAGACAAACACCUCAUCUCCUGAUUCAAAACUUUCUGAACCAGAAGGCAAAACUAUAACAACAGAUACACAGAAAAACAAAAAAAGGAAGAAUAAGAAAGGAACACACGAGAAUGAUAUA